Molecule: messenger RNA, 1245 nt
Organism: Pocillopora verrucosa
Lineage: Eukaryota; Metazoa; Cnidaria; Anthozoa; Scleractinia; Pocilloporidae
Product: arrestin domain-containing protein 3-like
Biological process (GO): protein transport
Cellular component (GO): cytoplasm
Source: RefSeq, a predicted model, not a curated record
AUGGGUAAAAUUGAAUACUUCAUCGUCGAAUUUUAUGGAGGCAAGACAACGUUUUACCCCGGUGAGGCACUGAAUGGUACUCUACGUGUGAAGGUCAACAAGGAGUUAAAACUGCGAGGCAUUCGACUCGAGUUCCAUGGCAAAGCACACAUUCAUUGGUCUGAAACGACAGGAUCUGGCGAGCAUAGAAGGACAAGACAUUACAGUAACAGUGAAACGUACAUCAACACUAUGGCGACGUUGUUUGGCAAAGGUCCAAAUGAGAGUGGUGACGAUCCAGUUCUGCAGCCAGGGGAAUACUCUUACCCCUUCCAAUUUCUCAUUCCAAAUCAAAAUAUGCCAACAUCAGUUGAAGCAAAUCAUGGCUAUGUCCGAUACUGGCUCAAGGGAAUUAUUGAUCGCCCAUGGAGAUUUGACUUCACAACAAAGGCAGCAUUCACCAUGAUUGAGUUUGUUGACAUCAACACAUUACCUCUCCUGCAACCCUGUCAGAUGGCUGAAAAUCGUGAUGUGGGAUGCCUGUGUUGUAAGUCUGGUCCUCUCAGUAUUACACUCUAUACCGACAGGGGUGGGUACUGUCCUGGUGAGUCUAUUGGAGUCUCAGCUGUCAUCAGUAAUAAUUCAAAUAAUGAAAUUAUUGGUCUGGAGUUCCAACUUAUUCAAGCCAUCAUUUAUAUUGCCUCAUGUGGAAAGCAAAGGCAUGGUGAGGAAAAGGUUGCAAGCAUGUUUCAGGAAGGAGUGAAGCCUGGUGAAGAGUCUCGUUUACCAAUGCUGGCAUUUACAAUUCCAUCAUUACCACCAUCCACAUUAAGUUGUCAUUGUUUGAGGCUGUCGUAUGUCCUGAGGCUGAAAGUCAGAGUGAAGGGUGCCUUCAAUUCAAAUGUGAAUAUCCCAAUCACUCUUGGUUCUGUGCCAUACAGACCACCCAUGCCACCACAGUAUCCCCCACCUGCCGCACCUAAUUUUGUUGGUCCACCACAACCCUUGGCAGGCUUUAGUGGUAUGGCAGGUUACCCUGAGGCUUCUCAGCUUGGUGAAGGCUCACAGCCUUAUCCAAAUAUAGCUCCUCCAUCUUAUGCAGAAUCUGUCAGAGGAGGAACGUCGAUAAAUGACGAUGGUGACUCUGGGAAGGCUCUGGGUAACAAUACGUUCACACCGAUGUACCCGUUUGUUUAUAACUAUCAGUUCCCUUCUGCUCCGCCGGCGCCAUUUCCUCAAGAUCCUGCAACUAAAUCGACAUUUUAG